CUUUACUUUUUUUAUUUCUACACUUUUUUUUUUCUCGGUCAGUUUUUUUGAAAAAAAAAGAAAGACCCAAGUUACAGUCGUAUUUGAAUAAAAAGCUUUAAAAAAAAAGCAUAGACAGUGUAGUUUUUUUUUUGUUGUUGUUGAAACCACCAUGGGACGUAAAAAGAUCAAGAUUCAAGGCAUUAAAGAUGAUCGCAACCGACAGGUUACGUUUUUAAAGAGAAAACAUGGAUUAAUGAAGAAGGCGUACGAAUUAUCCGUGUUAUGUGAUUGUGAAAUCGCCUUGAUUAUCUUUAAUAAUAACGGGAAACUCGUUCAAUACGCAAGUACAGAUAUUGAUAAGAUUUUGAUGAAAUACACCGAAUACAACGAACCUCACGAGAGCAAGUCCAACGGGGACUUCAUCAGUCAUAGUAACGCCGCCGCUGAUGGUGAUGAAUCAGUCAAGGAAGAAGAGGAGGAGGAAGAAGAAGAGAUAGAACAACACAUGCUCAUGAUGAAGAAAAAUAUGCCUACAGUCACUGUACCUACUCAAGUCAAUCAUAAAGCACCCGUCAUGUCUUACAUACCUCCCCCUCCUCCGCCUUCUUCACAACAACAACAGCAACAACAUCAUCAGCAACAACAACAAGGCGUCAUGUAUUAUCCACAACAACAACAACAAAUGAGGUACGGACAACAGAUGAACGGAGGUGCUUAUGAAAUGUAUGGCAUGCCACCACAACAACAACAACAACAACAACAACAAACGCCACAGCCCAUGUACAUGAUGGGACAACCACCACCGUCGUCUCAACACCACCCGCACCACCCGCAACAACAACAACCACAUCCAUCACCCCAAUAUAAUAUACAGCAACAUCAAUAUCAUCAUCAUCCACAAUAUCAACCCAUACAGCUGCCGCCACAACAACCACAACAGCAACAGCAGCCUAGUUAUCCUGUACCCUCGGUGUCUCCUCAACCAUCUGCUCACAGUCGACAAACCUCACUACAAUAUACGAGCCAGGUGUCAUCGCCCAAUAUGGCAACGAGUCCUGCCAUGUCAACGCAUAGUAAUAUAAGCAACGGUAAGAAACCUAAAUUACGUGUUCAAAUUCCCGAUACACCUGAACAACCUAUACGUCAACAUCGACAUCAAUCGUCUGUUUCGUCUACCACGAGUAGUAUAAAGGAAGAGUCAUUACCACCUCCACCUUUACCACCUCCACCACCUCUACAACAACAACAACAACAGCCGCAGCAACAGCAACAGCCAUUUUAUCGACCGACAUCGACAGCGGCGGUGGUGGAGGCAGGUCCACCUUCUGCUUUACCUUCCCAAUUUGCACAAAGUUUACCUUCACCGUCUAGUUUUUAUCCCGAAUUUUAUCAACAGAAUGAAAUCCCUAGUCCUUUAAAUUUUUCAAAUACACCCGUCACUCAUCAUCCUAAUGGACCGACCCAUGCAUUUCAUUGGCCUCUUCCUUCCAAUACCACCACCACGAACACUACCAAUACACAGUCAGGUCCACGCGACUACAGGCCAUCCCCUCUCAAACCUGAAUUGGACAAGAAACGCAAUUAUGAAGAGCCAGAAAGAUUGGCCAAUAAAAAACCUAAACCAUAACUCCCUCCCUUUAUAAGAUAUAAAAAAAGAACGAAAAAAAAAAAUUGAAAUAAACCCCCCCCUCCCCUUUUUAUAUAUAUAUAUAUAUAUA
Molecule: messenger RNA, 1700 nt
Organism: Mucor mucedo
Lineage: Eukaryota; Fungi; Mucoromycota; Mucoromycetes; Mucorales; Mucoraceae
Exons: 5
Coding region: 152-1609 (485 amino acids)
Biological process (GO): positive regulation of transcription by RNA polymerase II
Molecular function (GO): protein dimerization activity; DNA-binding transcription factor activity, RNA polymerase II-specific; RNA polymerase II cis-regulatory region sequence-specific DNA binding
Source: RefSeq, a predicted model, not a curated record